Messenger RNA from Thamnophis sirtalis, 2191 nucleotides. NCBI's taxonomy places the organism in Eukaryota, Metazoa, Chordata, Lepidosauria, Squamata, Natricidae. The record is from RefSeq and is a predicted model, not a curated record.
CAUUUCAGCAUUUAGACAUCAGCCAGCUGGGGAUCACUCACAUCUUAAGCUUUCUCCCUUCAUCAUGGAGGACUUAUAUUAACCUAGUAGCAGUGGCUAGCUUGGCCAAAAUUUAUUGGUCUGAGUAAGACUGGUGGGUGGACUAUUUCAGGAGGACUGGCAAAGAGAGUAACCCCUCCUGUGGUGUCUUAGAUCUCAGGCCAUGUGGCAUCCCCAAGUGGUGCUUGCAACAUUUCCAAGCCAGAGAGAGGUUUAGGAUGAGGAGGCUAAAUGAUGACCAGGAAGGUACUUCUGCAUGGGACUGCUGACCAAGUUCCCUAAUGUCUGCUUUGCUACUAGUUUGGACUGUGCUGCUGCACUUCCGGAUUGAGCCAUCCUUGGCCAGAGGAGGAAAGUCAUGGGAGCAUUGCACAGACUUACGCCCCUUGGAUCUUCUCUCUGAAGUGGUUCCCCUGAACUGGGUGAAAAGUGGAAUACGAAUGAUCCAAAUCCAAGGAGCACGUGGCUUCCAGCUUUCUGCAACAAACCCUCGCUUCCUCAAUUUUCCAGCAUCACGGAUUUUCAUUUACUGUGACUUAUUCCCAGAGGAAUUCUCCAUUGUAUUUACUAUAAAAACUUCCCACAAGCAAUUCAGGAGAAAUGAAUACAUCUUCACAGUUUUGGAUGAAAACAGUGACACGCUGCAACUAGGACUCCGAUAUUCACAGAGUAAACUGCACUUUCUCUUCUGGAGCAGAGACCUUUUGAAUGGUUGGCAGACACAAAUUACUUUUCGGGAUGUCUUUUUGGCGGACAACCAGUGGCAUACGCUUGUAUUGGCAGUAUCUCAAGCCUCCUUCUCUCUCACUGUGGACUGCAGCAUCCCCAUAGAUGUGAUUGCAGAUACUGCUUUUCCAACAUUCUUGACUAUGACAGGAACUCAAUUUUAUAUAGGAAAUAGAAGAAGAAGAAAAGGUUUCUUUACAGGCUUGAUAAGGCAGCUAGUCCUCUUGCCAGGCUCUGAUGCCACUUCAAGGAUGUGCACUGGCAUGAAUAUUAAUCUAGCAGUGCUGUCCAUCCCCCAAAUUCUGCAGGAUCUGCCUGUGAAACCUGAGGGCAAUGAGCUUCUGAAAUACCCUUACGAAGCAGACAUGAAGCUGACUUUGGGUUCCCGCCCUCCUUGCACCAAGACUGAAAGUGGCCAAUUCUGGUUAAACAUUGUUCAGAAGGGACUACAUCUCUGCACCGGGAAUGAAUGGAUUUCCAUGCUAGAAGUUGAAGAAAGACUGGAUUAUUUGGAAGAAUACCAGAGAUUAGCUACAAAUUCUGAAACCUUGGGCAUUGAGAUAUUUGUCAUCCCUAUGGUGGGUCUUUUUGUAGCUACUGCUAAUCGCUUCACUCCUCCUGGAUCAGCCAUUUACAAAUGGAUUGAUGAAAAAUUUGUGCCUUACCAAAAUCUCCCCACCUACCAAGCUCAGUCCUGGGAAUUCUUCACUGUGGGAAAAAAGACUUUUGGUGCUGCUGACUGGGAAGUCUUUUACAUCCAGAACAGAGUAUUUCUUGCUGUGGCAAACAGCCAUAGUUAUGACAGUAGCACUGUACCACCGAUCAACACUUUUGCCAUUAAUUCUUCCAUCUAUGAGCUUAACAUCACAGCACAAUUGUUUGAGAAGUUUCAGGACAUCCCUACAUACAGUGCUUUAGACUGGGAAUUCUUUUCAGUGGGCGAAGACCGCUUUUUGGUUGUUGCAAAUUCCUAUGAUGGUGUGACCUUCUCUGUAAACAGUAUUAUUUACAGAUGGCAAGGAUAUGAAGGUUUCGUAGCAGUUCACCAUCUUCCAACAUUUGGCUGUAGGGAUUGGGAAGCUUUCAACACUACAGCCGGUUCUUACCUCAUGUAUUCAAGUGCAAAAGAACCCCUCUCCAGGGUGCUGAAGCUGAAAUUUUUUUGACCUGAAUGGAGAUUCUGGCUAUAAGCAGAGAACAUGCACGUGGGAGGAAUUGUUUUAGUUAUUCAGAGCUAUAAUCAAAUUUGUUAUAGUUCAAUUAAUACAGCCAGUAUGAGAAAGAGAUAUUAUUCUGGUGCUUCUCAAAUAUCUGAGUGGGCGGCUGUUGAAAAUUAGAUUUUAACAGAUCCUUUCUGCUAUUAAGUUGAAUUGCAUGGCUGUACAUUUGAGCUGGCCAAAGAUAUAUGUGAAUUCAGAAACUUUGG